Equus quagga is the source of this 3996-nucleotide messenger RNA. It is a transcript of the gene RGS3, whose product is annotated as regulator of G protein signaling 3. Gene Ontology annotation, molecular function: protein binding. The transcript has 23 exons. Gene Ontology annotation, biological process: signal transduction. Lineage: Eukaryota; Metazoa; Chordata; Mammalia; Perissodactyla; Equidae. The record is from RefSeq and is a predicted model, not a curated record. Gene Ontology annotation, cellular component: nucleus; plasma membrane. Bases 28 to 3219 code for a protein of 1063 amino acids.
GGCGCUGCUGUGGCCCCAGCGGCCGCCAUGGAGCGCGCCCUGCACCGCGUCUCCCUCGGGAGCCGGCGUGCCCACCCGGACUUGUCCUUCUACCUCACCACCUUUGGUCAGCUGAAGCUGGCGAUUGAUGCCCAGGACCAGGUUCUGCUGCUCCACAUCAUAGAAGGCAAAGGCCUGGUGAGCAGAGAGCCUGGCAUCUGUGAUCCCUAUGUGAAGAUUUCUUUGAUCCCCGAAGAUAAUCGAAUACGCCGUCAGAAGACGCAGACCAUUCCAGGCUGCAGAGACCCAGUCUUCCAGGAGCACUUCUUCUUCCCUGUCCAAGAGGAAGACGAACAGAAGCGCCUUCUGGUCACUGUGUGCAACGGGGCAGGUGACUCCAGACAGAGUAGACUCAUUGGCUGCAUGAGCUUCGGGGUAAAGUCCCUCCUGACUCCGGACAAGGAGAUCAGCGGCUGGUACUACCUUCUUGGGGAGGACCUGGGCAGGACCAAGCACCUGAAGGUGGCCCGGCGGCGACUGCGGCCCCUGAGAGAUCCACUGCUGCGAAUGCCAGGAGGUGGGCACGCUGAGAACGGGGAGAAACUCAAGAUCACCAUCCCGAGGGGGAAGGAUGGCUUCGGCUUCACCAUCUGCUGCGACUCUCCGGUCCGCGUCCAGGCUGUGGAUUCCGGGGGCCCAGCAGAGCGGGCAGGACUACAGCAACUGGACACAGUGCUGCAGCUGAACGAGAGACCCGUGGAACAUUGGAAAUGCGUGGAGCUGGCCCACGAGAUCCGGAGCUGCCCCAGCGAGAUCAUCCUGCUCGUGUGGCGCAUGGUCCCCCAGGUCAAGCCGGGGCCAGACGGCGGGGUCCUGCGGCGGGCCUCCUGCAAGUCGACACAUGACCUCCAGUCGCCCCCCAACAAGCGGGAGAAGAACUGUACCCACGGGGCCCAGGCACGGCCGGAGCAGCGCCACAGCUGCCACCUAGUGUGUGACAGCUCGGAUGGGCUGCUGCUGGGAGGCUGGGAGCGCUACACCGAGGUGGCCAAACGCGGGGGGCAGCACACCCUGCCUGCGCUGUCCCGUGCCACUGCCCCCACCGACCCCAACUAUAUCAUCCUGGCCCCGCUGAACCCUGGGAGCCAGCUGCUGCGGCCUGUGUACCAGGAGGAUGCCAUCCCCGAAGAGUCGGGGAGUCCCAGCCAAGGGAAGCCGUACACGGGCCUGGGGAAGAAGUCCCGGCUGAUGAAGACGGUGCAGACCAUGAAAGGCCACGGGAACUACCAGAACUGCCCGGUCAUGAGGCCGCACACCCCACACUCGAGCUAUGGCACCUACGUCACCUUGGCCCCCAAGGUCCUGGUGUUCCCUGUCUUCGUCCAGCCUUUAGAUCUCUGUAACCCUGCCCGGACCCUCCUGUUGUCGGAGGAGCUGCUGCUGUACGAGGGGAGGAACAAGGCUGCGGAGGUGACGCUGUUUGCCUAUUCGGACCUGCUGCUCUUCACCAAGGAGGACGAGCCUGGCCGCUGCAACGUCCUGAGGAACCCGCUCUACCUGCAGAGCGUGAAGCUGCAGGAAGGUUCUUCAGAAGACCUGAAAUUCUGUGUGCUGUAUCUGGCAGAGAAGGCAGAGUGCUUAUUCACUUUGGAAGCACACUCGCAGGAGCAGAAGAAGAGAGUGUGCUGGUGCCUGUCGGAGAACAUCGCUAAGCAGCAGCAGCUGUCGGCCUCGCCCCCGGAGAACAAGAUGUUUGAAUCGGAGGCAGAUGAGAAGAGGGAGAUGCCCUCGGAGGAAGGGAAGGGGCCAGGUGCCGAAGACACCCCGCCCAGCAAGGACCCCUCUCCUGGGCCAGAGCCUCGUCCAGGUCAAGGCCUCCCAACCAGCAAGGACUCCUCUUCUGAUCAGGAACCUUCUCUUGGCCAAGAAUCACUACCCAACAAAGACUCGCCUUCCUGCAAGGAAGCCCCUCCAGGCCGGGAGCCCUCACCAAGCAAGGACUCCCCACCAGCCCCGGCCCCCACUCCCGGCCAGGACCUUCCUGCCAGGCAAGAACCCCCUCCCAGCCAAGCUGCUCUGCUCAGCAAAGACCCCCCUGCCCAGGACCUUCCCCCCUGUCAAGACCCAGCCGAGGUCCUUGCCGAGGAGACGACAUGCUCUGAGGACGCACCAGCAGCCACCAGGGACCCACCUGUGGCCUCCAGGCCGACCUUUGUGAUCCCCGAGGUCCGGCUGGAUAGCACCUACAGCCAGAAGGCGGGGGCCGAGGGGGGCAGCUCAGGCGAGGAGGAGGAUGCAGAAGAGGCUGAGGAGGGGGAGGAGGGGGAGGAAGAGGAGGAAGAGGACACAAGUGAUGACAACUACGGAGGGCGCAGCGAGGCCAAGCGCAGCAGUAUGAUCGAGACAGGCCAGGGGGCCGAGGGCGGCCUCUCGCUGCGCGUGCAGAACUCGCUGAGGCGCCGGACGCACAGCGAGGGCAGCCUCCUGCAGGAGGCCCGCGGGGCCUGCUUCGCCUCUGACACCACCCUGCACUGCUCGGACGGAGAGGGCGCCGCCUCCUCCUGGGCCCUGCCCUCGCCCCGCACCCUCAAGAAGGAACUGGGUCGCAACGGCGGCUCCAUGCACCACCUUUCCCUCUUUUUCACGGGACACAGGAAGAUGAGUGGGCCUGACACAGCUGGGGACGAUGACGAAGCUGCCCGGAAGAGAAAAGGCAAAAACCUAGCCAAGGACAUGAAGAACAAGCUGGGCAUCUUCAGGCGGCGGAACGAGUCCCCUGGGGCCCAACCAGCUGUCAAGGCAGACAAAGUGAUGAAGUCAUUCAAGCCCACCUCGGAGGAAGCCCUCAAGUGGGGUGAGUCCCUGGAGAAGCUGCUGCUUCAUAAAUAUGGGUUAGCAGUGUUCCAGGCCUUCCUUCGCACUGAGUUCAGUGAGGAGAACCUGGAAUUCUGGCUGGCGUGCGAAGACUUCAAGAAGGUCAAGUCACAAUCCAAGAUGGCGUCCAAGGCCAAGAAGAUCUUUGCGGAGUACAUCGCGAUCCAGGCGUGCAAGGAGGUCAACCUGGACUCAUACACACGGGAGCACACCAAGGACAACCUGCAGAGCGUCACACGGGGCUGCUUCGAUCUGGCACAGAAGCGCAUCUUUGGGCUCAUGGAGAAGGACUCGUACCCACGCUUCCUCCGCUCUGACCUCUACCUGGACCUCAUUAACCAGAAGAAGAUGAGUCCCCCGCUUUAGGGGCCGCCGGCAGAGAGCUCAGAGUUCACACUAGGCGGGCUGGGCCACCUCCCCACCUGCCACCCUCCCCCAUGCGACGGAGGGGGCAAGCGAGCCCCCAGAGGCUGCGUCUCUGGACAGACAGACGGACACUUGGAUGAGAAGCCUGGACCAAGAGAGGCCCAGGCCACUGGAGGAGUAGAAGGACUGGCCCCGUUGGGUCCCCACUGCCCCGGUACGAGGGGACUCAAGGGCCCGGGCAGGGCAGGGGCCCUGGCUGAGCAAGACCUGGAGCUGCUGCAUCCUGCUGUGCAGACUUCGCAUCGACCGAGUUCCUUACAGAACUGGCGGACAGGGCGGGGGCGCGGGGCCCGGGGCUCUCCACAGGGGCUGCCCGGGCUCUCGGCUCAGACCCCGGCCUUGAAUUUUAUUUAUUUAAACAGUAGUUGGAUGCUUGGCACGUUGUCCUGUCAUAGGAAACCUUGGCCUCAUCAAUUUUCUUCAUUUACAAGUGCAAUAUUUUAACCAACGCCUUGUGAAAAGCCACCUUGCAGAGAAGGUGGACACCACUUUCCAGUUUCAGGGGAUUUGCUGGUCCCGGGCACCCCUGGUGGGCAGCUGGGCCUUCUGGACUGAUGAGGCCUGGCCGGGUGGGUGCUGCUGUCUGAUCUUGUGCAGAAAUCCAGCCCCCCUGAGCGAGGUGUCCCUCGGGGGCUCCGGGAAUGCAUGGCACCCUCAGACCACACAGCAGCCACGUUCUGGAGCAAAUAAAAGACCUGUGUUAUUUCUUGCUCUUGA